CCUACCCAGACAGCGUCCACCCUUCCUUCUCCCGCCGCCGCUCCAAAACCCCCACCUCUAAAACCCUCGCCGGCGGCGCACCCCCACCCAAGCUGAGCGGCCAAACCCUCGACAAGCAUCGUCAGCAGCAGCAGCCGCCGGAGAAGUAACCGCCGCCGCCGCGGUGGGAGAGAGAGAGAGAGGGAGAUGGGGAUCUUCGAGCCGUUCCGCGCCAUCGGGUACAUCACGGCCGGCGGCGUGCCCUUCUCCGUGCAGCGCCUCGGCACCGAGACCUUCGUCGCCGUCAGCGUCGGCAAGGCCUUCCACGUCUACAACUGUGCUAAACUGAAUUUGGUCCUUUCUGGACCUCAAUUGCCCAAGAAGAUCCGUGCUCUUGCAUCGUACAAGGAUUAUACAUUUGCUGCGUAUGGAAGUGAUAUCGCUGUUUUCAAACGAACUGAUCAGGUGGUUACUUGGAGCAAACAUGAAGAAAAGAUCAAUAUAUUAUACCCAUUUGGAGAAUACAUUCUAAGUGCAGAUAUUAAGGGGAAUGUAUUUAUAUGGUCCUUCAGAGGAUCAGAGCCAAAUAGUGAGCCUGUUGGGAACAUAUCAUUGGGAGACAAGUUUACACCAACUUGCAUUAUGCAUCCUGAUACUUAUCUAAAUAAGGUCAUCAUUGGAAGCGAAGAGGGUCCCUUGCAGCUUUGGAAUAUCAGCACUAAGAAGAAACUUUAUGAGUUUAAGGGUUGGAACUCAUCAGUAUGUUGUUGUGUUUCUUCACCUGCCCUUGAUGUUGUUGCAGUCGGAUGUUCUGAUGGAACAAUUCAUGUUCAUAAUAUACGAUAUGAUGAAGAGUUGAUGUCUUUCAAUCAUCAAAUUCGUGGUGCUGUGACUGCAUUGUCAUUUCGAACAGAUGGGCAACCUCUUCUGGCCUCUGGAGGAUCGUCAGGUGUUAUUAGUAUAUGGAAUCUUGAGAAAAGGCGCCUUCAUUCUGUUAUCCGGGAGGCCCAUGAUGCUUCUAUAGUUUCACUUCAUUUUUUCGCGAAUGAGCCUAUUUUGAUGAGCUCGGCUUCUGAUAAUUCAAUAAAGAUGUGGAUAUUUGAUACUAAUGAUGGAGAUGCUCGUUUGUUACGAUUUCGAAGUGGCCAUAGUGCUCCACCACGGUGCAUUAGAUUCUACGGCAAUGGAAAAUGCAUCUUAUCUGCUGGUCAAGAUCGUGCCUUUCGCCUUUUUUCAGUUGUCCAGGAUCAACAAAGCAGAGAACUUUCUCAAAGACAUGUGUCAAAAAGGGCAAAAAAGCUUGGAUUAAAGGAGGAAGAGAUCAAGCUGAAACCAGUUAUUGCAUUUGAUUGUGCUGAGAUACGCUCACGUGAUUGGUGUAACGUUGUUACCUGCCAUACGGAUACUCCACAAGCGUAUGUAUGGCGUCUACAGAACUUUGUCAUUGGGGAGCAUAUUCUGACACCGUCAUCAGGCAGCAAGUCACCAAUUAAGGCUUGUGCAAUAAGUGCAUGUGGAAAUUUUACUUUCUUGGGCACUGAAGGUGGCUGGAUCGAAAAAUUUAACCUGCAAUCGGGGAUUAGUCGUGGCAGUUAUAUUGAUACAUCGUUGGCAAUUAAGCGUGCACAUGACGGAGAAGUUGUUGGAUUAGCGUGUGAUGCUACAAAUGGCUCUCUUAUUAGUGCUGGAUACGGUGGUGAUAUUAAGGUUUGGGAUUUUAAAAGUUGCAAGCUAAAAUCCAGACUGGAUAUUGGUAAAUCUGUCACCAAGAUUGCAUACCACCGGGCAAAUGGUCUUCUUGCUACUGUAGCAGAUGAUAUGGUGCUUAUAUUGUUUGAUACAGUAGCAAUGAAAAUGGUCCGUAGAUUCGAAGGCCAUACGGACCGUGUUACUGAUUUGUGUUUCAGUGAGGAUGGAAAAUGGCUCAUCUCAUCGAGUAUGGAUGGGACUCUUAGAAUAUGGGAUAUCAGUUUAGCAAGGCAGAUUGAUGCAAUGCAUGUCGAUGUAUCUAUAACAUCUCUCUCUAUGUCUCCUAAUAUGGAUGUGUUGGCAACCACCCAUGUUGAUCAAAAUGGUGUCUAUCUUUGGGUUAAUCAAGCUUUGUUCUCACCAUCAACAAAUGUUGAUAAUUAUUCAAGUGGUAAACAUGUCAGAAAUGUGCGUUUGCCCACUGUUUCAUCAACAGAAAAAUCUGAGGAAGAGCCCAUUCAUAGUUCAGAAGAUUCAAAAGAAAGUAAAGUUAAACCUUAUGUUAUAAUGGAUCACCAAAUACCAAAUAUGAUCACCCUCUCUUUGCUUCCCAAGAGUCAAUGGCAAAGUCUGGCGAAUCUUGACAUUAUAAAGGUUCGGAAUAAACCAAUUGAGCCACCAAAGAAACCUGAGAAGGCGCCUUUUUUCUUGCCCACAGUUCCAUCCCUUUCGGGGGAGAUAUUAUUUGAGCCUGCGGCGAACAGUAAAGAAACAGACAGCAGUACUGAGGACACAAGUCACAAAAAAAUGGCUGACCUCUCCUCUCACUUUAGUCGGCUGUUACAAUCCUGUGGAGAUACAAAGAAUUAUUCGGCAUUUACUGACUACCUAAAAGGCUUAUCACCAUCAUCUUUAGAUAUGGAACUACGAGUGCUACAGUUAAUCGAUGAUGAGCCACAAAAUUUGGAGCAGAGACCUGAACUUCAAUCCAUUUCAUUGCUGUUGGACUACUUCAUACAUGAGCUUUCCUGCAGGAAUAACUUUGAGUUUGUUCAGGCUGUUCUCAAAUUGUUUUUGAAGAUACAUGGUGAAACGAUACGGCGUCACUCAAUGCUUCAGGACAAAGUGAAGAAGCUUCUAGAUGUCCAGAGCUUAGUUUGGCAGAAGAUAGACAAAGUGUUUCAGAGUGCACGAUGCAUGGUUACAUUCCUCAGCAACUCACAGUUUUAGUAGCAGGUUGGUGUGGGGCUUCUUUGUGGCUGCUGUACCAUUCUCUUCUGUCUUACCAUACCGUCUGUCAUGGACUCAGGGAUUCAGGGUAAAGCUACAAGGCGUCUGCGUGCUGUUAACAACGAUAUGCACCAGCAGUACUUCAGGAUCAUGAGACAACAAUUUUGUAGUUCUGUUAUUUAUUGUUGCAUUCUUUUGUAACAUAUUGAAUUACUGAUGUAUCGACACCGUUUUGCAACAAAAAAGAAAAGGAAUGUCAUGAUUGAUAUUUUAAUU
Molecule: messenger RNA, 3174 nt
Organism: Oryza sativa Japonica Group (Japanese rice)
Lineage: Eukaryota; Viridiplantae; Streptophyta; Magnoliopsida; Poales; Poaceae
Product: U3 small nucleolar RNA-associated protein 21 homolog
Biological process (GO): rRNA processing
Cellular component (GO): Pwp2p-containing subcomplex of 90S preribosome; small-subunit processome
Molecular function (GO): protein binding
Source: RefSeq, a predicted model, not a curated record